This is a messenger RNA of Exophiala oligosperma, 987 nucleotides long. RefSeq lists its product as uncharacterized. Gene Ontology annotation, molecular function: transcription cis-regulatory region binding; DNA-binding transcription activator activity, RNA polymerase II-specific. The transcript is spliced from 2 exons. Bases 38 to 736 code for a protein of 232 amino acids. NCBI's taxonomy places the organism in Eukaryota, Fungi, Ascomycota, Eurotiomycetes, Chaetothyriales, Herpotrichiellaceae. The record is from RefSeq and is a predicted model, not a curated record. Gene Ontology annotation, cellular component: RNA polymerase II transcription regulator complex.
AUUCAGGAAGCGACUUUCAAGGUACAACACAGCGGCGAUGGAAUUCUCUUUCACUCUCGACCAAACAAAGGCAACAGGCCCGGAAGGAUCGUAUCUUGGUCUCAAGCCACCAUCGGAUUCAUCAUCAAGCUCACCUGAUAGCCUCGACAAUCCCUUGUUGACCAUGAAUACCCUGUCCCCUGGACUUGACCCUAUGCGCCAGACAUGGGAUGCUGUCGACUUUGACCUCUUCGAUUCAUUUGCAGACUGCGGCAGUCUAUGUUUGAGUCCGAGAGAGCAGCUGCCGUCCACAACCUCAAAGAAUGGACCGGUGCCACCUUCGAAAGCCAAGCGGCGAGCGCAGAAUCGAGCGUCCCAACGGGCAUUCCGUGAACGCAAAGACCGACAUGUCAAGGGUUUGGAGUAUCAGCUCGAAACUCUGAAUGAAAAGCACCAAGACCUCCUCACUUCUUACUCCAAACAAGCCGAAAUCAUCACGCUGCUCUACAAGCGCAUCAAGGAUCUUCAAACGGAGAUUAGAACGAUCAAACUGACUAAUGAUCCAAGUGGAGGCAGCCAGUCCAUGAACUACAAGCACACACCAGACUGCUUCGACGCCUUCGCCUUUGGUGGAAAUCCGGGCUCGAUGUUGUUCAGUGCCGACGGUUUCAACUUGGACGAGGUCGGUCAGGGCUCUCUGGACCAGAAGCCGGCUGAAAGUGAGAGUCUGCCGUUGUUCGAGGAUCUGCUGCGAUAGUCACGAUGAACGAUCUCGGUUUUGCUAUGUUUUGGGGCACUAAGUUCCAUUGUUUCACGCAAAAUAUCUGUAAUGCAACACGUCACUUUCACAAGGUAGCGGAGCAUCUUGGCCCAGGUGCUGUGAACAUACAGUAGUGUCCAGGUGAAUUGGGUCGCCUUUGAUCGAUAUGGGAGUUUGACGAUGCUCUGGACAUUAGCUUGAUUGAUUUGAUAACCAAUGCACGUUCAUUAGUCACGCCAGAUAUCAAG